This is a messenger RNA of Zygosaccharomyces rouxii, 651 nucleotides long. RefSeq names its product phosphoribosylanthranilate isomerase TRP1 (gene TRP1). The record is from RefSeq and is a predicted model, not a curated record. Lineage: Eukaryota; Fungi; Ascomycota; Saccharomycetes; Saccharomycetales; Saccharomycetaceae. Bases 1 to 651 code for a protein of 216 amino acids. Gene Ontology annotation, biological process: L-tryptophan biosynthetic process. The transcript has a single exon. Gene Ontology annotation, molecular function: phosphoribosylanthranilate isomerase activity.
AUGUUAGUUAAUGUUAAGAAGACAAAAGCAAUGAGCAAAAUGGUUGUUAAGAUUUGUGGACUGCAGAGUGUUGAAGCUGCUCAAGUAGCUAUCGAUAAUGGUGCUGAUUUAUUAGGUGUCAUAUGUGUACCUAACAGAAAGAGAACAGUUGAUGCUGAAGUUGCUAAAUCUAUUUCUAAUCUUUGCCGUAGUAAGAAUGUCAAAUUAGUCGGUGUAUUUAGAAACCAAUCAAAGGAAGACGUUGCAAAGAUUGCUCAAGAUUACAAUUUGAACGUUGUUCAGCUACACGGUGAUGAAGACUGGAAAGAAUAUGAUUCGUUUAUUCCAUUACCGAUUAUUAAAAGAUUAGUUUUCCCUCGAGACGUCGAAAUUUUAUCACAGUUACAAAAUACAGAUUGUCAACCACUAUUUGAUUCUGAAGCCGGUGGUACUGGUGAGAAAUUAGAUUGGCAAUCUAUUGGCAAAUGGUAUUCUGAUGCUAACUUGUCUAAUGGUUACAUACUGGCAGGCGGAUUGAACCCUGAUAAUGUUAGAGAUGCAUUAAAAAUCCCAGGCGUCAUUGGUGUCGAUGUCAGCGGUGGUGUUGAGAGUGAUGGUAUGAAGGAUAAUGAAAAGAUUAAAACGUUUCUAUUUAACGCUCAUUCAUUGUAA